Messenger RNA from Lepisosteus oculatus (spotted gar), 2975 nucleotides. RefSeq names its product gem (nuclear organelle) associated protein 8 (gene gemin8). NCBI's taxonomy places the organism in Eukaryota, Metazoa, Chordata, Actinopteri, Semionotiformes, Lepisosteidae. The record is from RefSeq and is a predicted model, not a curated record. Gene Ontology annotation, biological process: spliceosomal snRNP assembly. Gene Ontology annotation, cellular component: SMN complex.
CAAAAUGGCUUCCAGAAAUCACGUGACCAGGAAGCCCUAGGACUUUGCGGGUUGCAUCGGCCAUCUGGAGAUCCCGGUAGAUGGCAACAGAGGUCUGGUAACGAAAAACUUAAACUCAACAUUUUUCAAAGUGGCAGGUCUUCCAUUUCCUGUCGGCCAGCUUCUGGCUAGGAUGUGCGAUUGAUAAUCUGCCCCAGAGCAUUUACAGUCAGCAACGAGAGCAGUCCAUUAGAAUCAAUUCCAGUAUGGCAGAGCCGGCAGGACAUGGCAGUCCCUGGUACAGUCACCCAUUGUACGCCAGGUACUGGAGCCACUACCAGCAAGCAGCACACUGGCAACACAAGCACUGGCAGGCCUACAGGAAGGCGCUGGAGGCUGCUUACUGUGUGCCAUACCGUGCUGAGGGCGCUGCUGUGGCUCGUCGACACUCCAGUGGGAGCGAACGGGAAAGCGCUGGUCCAGAAGCCUGUCCCCGUUUUCCCAGUGGGGGGAAAAGAGGGCCAUCUGCGUCACGGAGGGCCGCGGGCACGAAGCGUGUGAGGUGCUCCCGAGACGGCGAGGAGAACUCCAGCUCGGAUGGCGAAGUUGAGUGCGAUGUCAGCAACAUGGAGAUCACGGAGGAGCUGCGGCAGUACUUUGCCGAGACCGAGAGGCACCGGGAGGAACGCAGGAAACAGCAGCAGCUGGAAGAGGAGCAACAGAGUGCUUACGUGCCUGCUGACCAUGACCUCUACAGAGUGGCGAGGCGCAGUGCUCAGCCCCCCAGAGACCAGCCGGGUGUGAGAAGGGGAAUCGAGAUGAAGAUGCUCUAUGGGGAAGAUGCUGCUAAAAUCCAGGGCAUGGAGACUGCCAUGCAGCUUACCUUCGACAGGAACUGCGACUUGAAGCAGCCAAAAUAUUGGCCUGUCAUUCCUCUUAAACUCUGAAGCCAACAGCCCUGGAGUAAAUCACCUCUGUGCAUACCUGCCAUCUGUGGGAUUAUGACUGAUUGCCUCCAAGUCCCCUAAAAGGUGGAAAGUAUCAGCUGGCAUUAACAGUGUCUUUGUUGGCUAAAUAUUGUAAAAAAAAAAGGCUUCCUUGUUUGCUAGCUGUGUAACAGUUAGCUGCCUUCAGUGCUUUUAACCAAAGCAAAAUAAACUCAAAACGUUGCGAAGCCCUGCUUUAAAAAAAGUAACAGUCAAUUCUAUAAGAUGUCUACCCAUUUCAUAUAAAUUCACCGAAGAACAACUUAAAAAUUACUGUAUGCAUAUGUGAAAAUGAGGAGACUUUUUAAAGGAAAUAAAAGUAUUUGUUAUUAGCUAUUGUUUGAUUCAGUUUAAGUCUUGUUUUAUUAUGGUUUUCUUAAGUGUAACCAGCUUUGUAAAUUGCAUCACCAAAAUUAUGUGGUACUUGUUUUGUGUUUUCAGCCAAUAAUAAUGAACAUGCAGGGGUGUAAAAUGUCUGAAGCCAGUUUGUGGUGCCACACAAUACGACACAUAUGCCAUAUGUUACCCUGGUUAAAUUCAAGGUUGUGACCUUUCCAGAGGGCACGUCUAGACAUUUAAAUGAGACCCCAAAAGGUCAAUCUGUUGCUCAUGAUGUUUGCACUUGUCAAGUCUGAGUUAUGGGACCAGGAAGCCUGAUUGUUGUACUGGUUUUGUAGCUGAGUGUCCUAACACCUCUGGUAUGUGUUGAUCAGAGCACAUGACAAAAACUCUAUCUGAUAAGGAAAUAUUAAGAAAUAUGUCUGCUCUUAAUGAGACUUGAUUCUUCGUUCCACAAUCUACAAACAAUUACCCCAGGAAGAUAAGGUAAACCUGCUUUUCUUAUGUUAUGGUUCUUUACCACUUAAUUUAAAGAAAGCUUGACUUUGCUAUAGACUGUCUUGGUGUGCAAGAAAAUGGCAAGCUCUGAUGUUAUUAGGUUGUGAAACAAUACCUUUUCUCUUGUUUAUGAAACAUUACACAAUAAUAGAAUCUUGCAUUCCUAAAGGAUUUGGUAUGCUGUAAUAAAUCAGGUUUUAUAGAAGAAACAUCGUAACAAAAUUAAUAGAGACCAAUCAAUCCUUUUUUGUCCUGCUGCUCUUAAGCUUCAUAAACUUGUACAAAAUGUGUGUACAGUAUAAACUGUUAAUGCAAAGGUAAAAAUGAUUUAGUCAUUAAUCAUUUUAAUAUAAUUGGGUUAUAUAGCCCUGUAUUACAGAGUUUUGGGAGCUGUAUAUUCAUAAUCAGUAUUUUUUUAAGCAUUACAAAACAAGGUUGAUUUAUAUUGCUGUUACAUUGUAAACGUGAGUAUUGUAUAAUACAGUGCAUUACAGUGCUUCCCAAUGGCUGCAUCUUCACCUAUGAAACUAAUGCCAUUGAAAGCUAGAACAUCUUGCGUUGAAAACAAAGGACUGGACCAUUCAACUAUUCAUCUAGUCCUCUCCUUCCUUUACUGGAUAUGUGAAUUUCAUCAACAUGACCGUGUUUUCUGGUUUUCUGAAUUCACCUUAUUGCAUUCACUGUCCUGUUCCUUAGGUGAUAGAAUUGGCAUCUUAUACAUUAACAAAAAAAAAUCUCUUUUCUUUGGAAGAAAGACUUUUUUGUAAGGACCAUAAGUUUUAUCCAACUUUCAGUGAAGAUUUUGGAAAAAUAAUCAUUUUUAAAAAAACCCAAUUUGUAGGAGGAUCCCUCAACCUAAUGAUUCCACAUGGCAGCAGUUUCCCUUUCAAACCUGCUACUUCUGCUCCUCCCUAUAGAAACCCUCUGCUUCAGCAGUCAGUGCAGACAGUUUGGGUGGCAGUAAUAUUAAAUAUUUAUGCCCACAAUGCAUUUCCAAGCCCACUGUUAGACACAGUAUUACAAAUCUGGCAUAGAAAAGGCAUUAGAGCUCUUAAAGAUCAAUAACUGCUUUGCAUCUUUCUCACAUUCAAAUAACAUUCUGUCCAUUAUCUGUAUUUACUGUACGUGAUAUACUGUACAAUAUAUGCAAUAAAGCCACAAACUGAUUCCCUG